Limulus polyphemus (Atlantic horseshoe crab) is the source of this 2407-nucleotide messenger RNA. RefSeq lists its product as uncharacterized. The transcript is spliced from 9 exons. Bases 72 to 1160 code for a protein of 362 amino acids. Gene Ontology annotation, molecular function: protein binding. The record is from RefSeq and is a predicted model, not a curated record. Lineage: Eukaryota; Metazoa; Arthropoda; Merostomata; Xiphosura; Limulidae. Gene Ontology annotation, biological process: regulation of DNA-templated transcription.
AGGACCACAUCCAAGAGGUUCUGAACAAAUGGGAGCAGAUUGACGACGAAAUCUGGGCUAAGAUUAUCUGUAUGGAAAGGAAUCGCCGGGUUGCCAAAGCUUAUGCAAGAACUCCAGUACUAACAGUCAAUGGAUCCGACGAUGGAUUUGAUGGCUACAGGAUUGGACUUUGUGGUUUUGACAAUCCCAUGAGAGAUCCUAAAACAGAAGAGGUAAAGCGUAACAUAGGAAAUGGCGUGAAAAUCAAGAUGGACGGUGCUGGUAAUAUCAUGGUAAAGCGUUGUAGUAAAAGUAACGUUUUUGUCAAGGAGAUCUCUACCGAAGAAAAUACUAUAGCUUCUGAUGUCAUAAAAAAGAACGGCCUGCUAGAACUCGAUAAAGCAGUCAAGCUGUUUCACAUGAAGAAGUUUCAAGAAAAUAUUUCAAGAGAGUUAAAAAGAGCUUAUCCAGAUCGCAGGAAACUGGAGAGUCAGUGCAUCUCUACUGUGGCGUUUGUUAAAGAUUCUGCUGAGCUCCUUGAUUGUCCCUGCUGGAUAAUGAUCAUCAACAUUGUAGCUUUGGAUAUGUUGAAGUCUAAACUGCCACCAAAACAUCAGCUCCGAAUUCCUUAUCCAGUAUACGAACAAGUUUCCAAAAGGCGUAGCGCUCCCAGUUUAGCGAGUUUAUUUGAAAGAGGUCGCCUCCAGGCUCCCGAAGAGAAUCCUUAUAGUAUACCAUCGAAUAUUAUGAACAACGUAUCACGUAACUACAACAGUUCACGCGAAAAACCUCCUAAGCUACCACCACGUGACCUGUUACACUUUGCAGUGCCUACACCCGACUACGAAGACGACCAUGACGAAAAUAAAGCCAAACUGGCGCCAUUACCGCAGAAUGGCCGCAGCAGAAAGUCGAGCACCUACGACGACCCUUACUACUGUGGAUUCAAAGCCAGGGUGCCAAAUUACUCGAAAAAAAGUGUGGAACCCAUCAGAAAAACUCACAGUUCCAGUUACUUGAGCCUCCUCAGAUCUCAGGAAAAAGCUACGUACCACAUCAGUUUAGGUUCGGACGGUCUAGGUUCUUACGAAGAUGAGUAUGCUCGAAUCUAUACACCACUACGUGGCCCAGCACACCAUCAUUACCCCCCUAGAGAACUGUACAUGGGGAGAUGGGAGUAAUGUAUCAGCUCACGUGAAUAAGUGCUCAGUGACCAAUUGAAAUAAAAAUAAAUUAAAAGUGACUUAUCGAGUAAUGUUGGCCCACAUAUGUAAGCUCUCUAGGUCCUCUUUAACCAACCAACUGUAUCUGUACAAGAAGAUUUACGGUAGACCAUUAUUUUCCUUCCAGUGUGAUUUGUGAGACUCACUUUUUUUUUAUAAAGAGUUGUAUGUUAGUUUCUUUCCUCAGACAAGUGAUUCUAUUUGUAGGUUUAACAAUUUGUAUGUUUAAUGUUUUAUAUUUUGUUUUUUUUCCUGGGUAGAAUUGGUCAGGGGUAUCGUGUGUUUUCUUUAUCUAUACCUGAGUAGACAAAAAAGAAUUUAAUACUUUUGGUCCGACUUGUUUACUGUAGUAUUAAAUACCGUGAUGAACUCGAGUUGGACACGGAAAAAGCCGUUUUUGGGCCCUGUGAAGCUUGUAUAUAUACUUGUGUAAUCGUAGCGGCUUCCCAGGUGGCGCUCACUAGUGGCUUUAGGUGCGGUGACAACUGUUUGUAUCAUGUACAACAUUCGUUGUUCUUAAUGUAGAGAGUCUUAAGACGGUCACGUAAAAUGUAUUGUACAAUCACAUCUUUCGUCUACGUUUUAGUUUGUUUCACAAAUACCAAAGAGUCUGGACAACCACCAACUUCCAUAUCGAGAGAUGUUAUCUUCAGUCUAUUCCGUUUUCAUCCAUAGGUAGCGGAACAAAUUUAAAUUUGAGGGCGCCACUUUAUUUUCUAUGUUAACUGUGAGAAUUAAAUUUAAAGUUGAAGCCGUCAGUUUCCCUGAUAAUUUUACGGAUGUAUCUAUUCCCCAUUCAAAGGGCAUUUUGCUAUUAAGUCAGAAACAUUUGGGGGCUCGUGUCCCCAGAAUCACCCCCCCCCCAGUUCCACCAUCUAUGUUCUCAUCAUAGCUUAUAAUGUUUUGCUGGAUAUGAAUAAUUCAUAUUAAACCAUUUAGAGGAUUGGUAAAAGUAUUAACCGUUCAUGUUUCUUCAAGAUAGAACUUUCUAUUUUAUAGAAUGGUUAUAAAAAUAAAAGCUGUAAUACGUCAUAUUUUCUUGGAAAUUCACACAGUAUACACAUUGCAGUGAGGACUUUUCUUAUGGGUUGGUUCUUGGUCCACGACGAGAACCAAAGUGUUCUUGCUCUGUAUUAAUCACUUUUUUUUUAUUGGUGUCAUUAGAUAACAUGGUUACUUGGAAGAUCCAGUAAGUCAGUAACAUU